Molecule: messenger RNA, 11565 nt
Organism: Penicillium verhagenii
Lineage: Eukaryota; Fungi; Ascomycota; Eurotiomycetes; Eurotiales; Aspergillaceae
Product: histone acetyltransferase TRA1
Exons: 4
Coding region: 1-11565 (3854 amino acids)
Biological process (GO): DNA repair; regulation of DNA-templated transcription
Cellular component (GO): NuA4 histone acetyltransferase complex; nucleus; SAGA complex
Molecular function (GO): protein binding; transcription coregulator activity
Source: RefSeq, a predicted model, not a curated record
AUGGAGCGGAACAUCGAUAUUUAUGCCACCAAGUUGGGUGACGAACGGCUGGAUGUGAAGGUGCGAGCGAAUGUCGCAACCGAGCUACGGGAUAGCAUCGAACCGCUUUGUUCUGGCGCAAACUAUCCUGUAUUCCUUGCCAAGCUAUGGCCUAUAUUCAAAACUAUUCUUGCUGGAGAGCCAGUCUUCUUCAGCAUGUCAUAUGAGCAGAAACUCCGCAAUUGCAUUCUUGAAACCCUUCACCGAUUACCGACAGCCUCUCCAGAUGUUGAACCUUACGCUGCCGACAUGGUCGACUUACUGAUGGACCUCGCCCGAAUUGAGAAUGAAGACAAUGCAGUACUCUGUAUGAAGACGAUCAUGGAUUUGGAACGUAACCAAGCAAAAGCGACCGCAGCACGGGUACAGCCUUUCUUGGAGCUCAUUCAAGAGAUGUUCCAAACGAUGGAGCAAGUCGUUCGAGAAACAUUCGACACUCCUAAUCAAGCAACCCCGUCUGGAAUGCCUUCGACGCCUAACGCAAGUGCUCAAAACUUUCAGUCUCCACGACCUAGCUCCCCUGCAACAUCUGUUUCAGACCUGGGCCCCGAGCAGCAGUCAAGUAAUAUCAUCUUAAAAGGCAUGCAGUCCUUCAAGGUUUUGGCUGAAUGCCCGAUCAUUGUCGUCUCCAUCUUCCAGACACACCGUAACUUUGUUGCUGCCAACGUUAAGCUUUUCGUUCCGUUGAUCAAGACUAUUUUGCUCUUGCAAGCAAAACCGCAAGAGAAAGCACACACCGAUGCCGCUGCUCAAGGCACGAUUUUUACCGGCGUCUGCAAGGAGAUCAAAAAUCGCGCCGCCUUUGGAGAGUUUAUCACUGCUCAAGUGAAGACAAUGAGCUUUUUGGCAUAUCUACUUCGUCUUUAUGCCCACCAACUCCAAGACUUCCUUCCAACUCUACCGUCCGUUGUUGUGCGACUGCUUCAGGAUUGUCCACGCGAGAAGUCUGGUGCUCGGAAAGAGCUUUUAGUCGCCAUUCGACACAUCAUAAACUUCAACUAUCGCAAAAUAUUCCUCGAAAAGAUCGAUGAGCUUCUGGACGAGAGAACUCUCAUUGGCGAUGGUCUUACUGUUUAUGAGACAAUGAGACCAUUGGCAUAUAGUAUGCUCGCAGAUCUCAUUCACCAUGUUCGCGACCACCUCAGUCGAGAUCAGAUCCGUCGAACCGUUGAAGUCUACACGAAGAAUCUCCACGAUGAUUUCCCAGGCACAAGCUUCCAGACUAUGAGUGCUAAGUUGUUGCUCAACAUGGCGGAAAAGAUUUCCAAGCUAGAAGAUAAACGAGAGGCUCGUUAUUUCCUAAUCAUGAUCUUGGAUGCCAUCGGUGAUAAGUUUGCUUCGAUGAACCAUCAAUUUAGCAACGCUGUCAAGGUGUCCAAGGCGUACAAGGAAACUCGCAAGGAUGAUGAUACAACCCCAGAGAAUUACCUUGCUGAAAAGGAUCAACCACCCGACUGGGAUGACAUUGAUAUUUUUUCUGCAUCUCCAAUCAAAACUUCCAGCCCUCGCGAUCGCGGAGGAGACCCCGUUUCGGAUAAUCUUUUUCUUUUCAGAAACCUCAUCAAUGGAUUGAAAAAUAUCUUCCAUCAGUUGAAGAAUUGCAACCCAGAUGAUAUCCAAAUUGACCCUAACAGUGUUCCCAUCAAUUGGUCUGAAGUUUCCUACGGGUACAACGCCGAAGAGGUCGGAGUUAUCAAAAAGCUCUUCCACGAAGGUGCCAGAGUCUUCCGCUACUACGGCGUAGAUCAGUCACCCCCCGAAAUGAACUAUUCCUCACCAUUCGACUUCCUUGCCAGUCAAUACACAGCACCCAUGGGUCGCGAAGAGAAGGAGCUUCUGGAGAGCUUUGGCACUGUCUUCCACUGCAUCGACACUGCCACCUUUCACGAGGUGUUCCAUUCCGAGAUCCCAUAUCUGCAUGAGCUCAUGUUUGAGCACGGUGCUCUGCUUCACCUUCCGCAAUUCUUCUUGGCCAGCGAAGCGACCUCACCUGCAUUUUCUGGCAUGGUGCUGCAGUAUCUGAUGGAGCGUAUUGACGAAGUUGGUACAUCCGAUAUGACCAAGGCUAAGAUUCUCCUCAGAAUGUUCAAGCUGUCCUUCAUGGCAGUGACACUAUUCUCCGUUCAGAACGAGCAGGUUCUUCAUCCUCACGUAACAAAGAUUGUGACAAAGUGCAUUGAGCUAUCAGUUACAGCCGAGGAGCCAAUGAAUUACUUCCUUCUUCUGCGCUCUCUUUUCCGCAGCAUUGGAGGUGGUCGUUUUGAGCUCUUAUAUAAGGAAAUUCUUCCUCUCUUGGAAAUGCUACUUGAAACUUUCAACAAUCUGUUGAUGGCUGCUCGAAAGCCUCAAGAGCGGGAUCUUUACGUGGAGCUUACCCUUACGGUCCCUGCACGACUGAGCCAUCUUCUUCCCCAUUUGAGCUACCUGAUGCGCCCCAUAGUGGUGGCCUUACGCGCGGACUCUGAUCUUGUUGGCCAAGGUUUACGCACAUUAGAGCUGUGCGUGGAUAACCUAACAGCCGACUAUCUCGACCCAAUCAUGGCUCCUAUCAUGGAUGAAUUAAUGACGGCACUCUGGGAUCAUCUGCGCCCCCAUCCAUACAAUCAUUUCCAUGCUCACACAACAAUGCGAAUUCUUGGAAAACUGGGUGGACGUAACCGCAAGUUCUUGAAUCAUCCACCGGAGCUGUCUUUCCAGCAAUACUCUGACGAUCACCCGAGCUUUGACAUUCGGCUCAUUGGCCCGGGCGAGAAGCGGCCUUUCCCCGUCGAUAUCGGCAUUGAUUUGGCCAUCGGCAAGCUUAUGGAGGCCCCUAAGACGGAUGCUGGCAAGGCGUCCGAUCUAUACUACAAGCAGCAGGCUUUCCGUAUGCUCAGCUCGCACCUCAAGCUGCAGAUUGGAUUCGAAAGCCUUCCAGAUGAUCUCGGUUCCCUAAUCCGACUCCAUGCAAACGAUCUAUUCGAGAGCAAAGCCGGUGCUAUGGUUGAUAUACUCGAGAAGUCUGAGAGAUCGGCGUCUAUCCCAAAGAAGAUGGAGCAGGACGCCAUGGUAAAGAAGCUCCUCAAAGCCUGUAUUUUUGCCAUCACCAUCCCCGACCUUGAGCCCGCAGCCACUGCCUUCGUGGCUGAUGUUUGCCAACACUUCACCGUCAUCGAGGUUGGCCGCGCUCUUUCUCAAGCUCGUCAUAACCGUAAGCCUUUCGAGGUCUCAAAUGGAGAAGGCCCUGUGUACCUGGACUCACGAACUCUGGCCGAAGCCAUCGUGGAGACGCUCUCUUCAGACAAUGUCCACGUUCGGGAGGCUGCUGAGAGAGCCAUGCAAGUCGUGAAGGAAGCAGCUGGUGUCAUUUUUGGUGCUCCUGAGAAGGCAUCGAAGCUUCCAUUCUUCCAACAUCUUGGCCGUGUGUUCUGCCAUAGUUGCUAUAGCGAUGAAUGGUUCACCAAAGCUGGUGGAAGUCUAGGUAUCCAGCUACUUGCUACCAAACUUGACCUCGGAGAAUCUUGGCUUUACGAGCGCCAUGUCGAUUUCUCGCGGGCUCUCAUGUACGUCAUCAAGGACACGCCUUCUGAUCUUCCUGCGGCCACCCGUGUUCAAUCUCAGGAAACAAUGACGUUGAUCCUUCAGCGAUGUGGAAAGAUCAUUCCCAAAGAUGAUCUGAAGAACGAGAAGAGCCGUCUGUUUGCUUUGUGCGGCUUCUUUGUGAACGAACUAGGUCAUAUGAACAAGCAUGUUCGAGAGACCUCUCGUCGUUGCUUCGCCACACUGAAGGAAGAAUUGGGCUGCGAAGUGCACGAGUUGAUCUUCCCGGUGAAGGACCGCCUUCUCCAGCCGAUCUUCAACAAGCCACUUCGCGCACUUCCUUUUGCAACCCAAAUCGGCUUCAUUGAUGCCAUAACUUACUGCUUGGGUCUGCACAACGAUAUUGUUACCUUCAAUGAUCCAUUGAACCGCUUGAUGUUGGAGUCUCUCGCCCUUGCUGAUGCGGAUGACGAAUCACUGGCUUCUAAGCCAAAUGAAUUCAGGAAUGCGGAUAUGAUUGUGAAUCUGCGUGUUGCUUGUCUGCGACUUCUUUCCAUGGCAAUGAACUUCCAAGAGUUUGCCAACACUCCACAGAACACUAGUCGAGCUCGGAUCAUUUCCGUGUUCUUCAAAUCUCUUUACUCCCGUUCGCCCGAAGUGAUUGAGGCUGCCAAUGCGGGUCUGAAGGACGUUCUCACACAAACCAACAAAUUGCCGAAAGACCUGCUACAAAAUGGCUUGCGUCCCAUUCUGAUGAAUCUGCAAGACCCCAAGCGUCUAAGCGUGGCUGGCCUUGAUGGACUAGCUCGUCUCUUGACCCUUCUCACCAAUUACUUCAAGGUCGAAAUAGGUGCUCGUCUCCUAGACCACAUGAAAGUCAUUGCUGAUGAUGCCAUGCUACAAAAGGUAUCCUUCAGUCUUGUUGAACAGAAUCCUGCUAUGAAGAUUGUGGCUGCAAUUUUCAACAUCUUCCAUCUUCUUCCCCCAGCUGCGACCUCCUUCAUGGAACAUCUUGUCAACAAAGUCCUGGAUCUUGAACUCAAGUUGCGAAGAACCUCACACAGCCCUUUCCGUAAGCCUUUGGUAAAAUACCUCAAUCGCUAUCCAAAGGAAAGCUUGGCGUUCUUCUUUGCAAGAUUCAAGGAUGAGCGUUUUGGCCGCUUCUUUGGGCAGAUUCUGUCCGACCCCGAGAGUGAAGCAUUGCGUAAUGCUGUGGUCUCUGACAGUGAAACCUUCCUGUCAUUUGCAUUCGGACAGGACACGACAGAUGGCAAAAAUACGGCUGCCAUCAAUGGAAUUUAUGUUGCGCAUGCCCUCAGCGUUUACCCUUCAACGAAGAAGUGGUUAGUUUCCCACGCAGAUUCAAGGAUGAAGCUUCUGACUUCUGGCCGAGAGUUGGAGCGAAAACUACGCGGGGAUAGUCUUCCUCCGGAUGAGCGUCUCAGGGUUGAGCAGGCCGAGGACCAGUUGAUGGACAUUUUCACCACCUACUUAGCCGAGGCCGCGCAUGACCUGGACUUCUUGUUCGAAGUCAUUGACGGACUAUCUGCCGAUGAACUGAAGCGUACAUUGGCUCUCCCUAAAUUCAUCUAUCGGCAUAUCAUAACCAAUGAGUCGAUUGAUUACCGACGCUCUGUUAUUAUGCGUUGUCUCGACCUUUACGGCCAGCGGGCUUGCUCACAGAAGACCAAGACUUACGCAUUCCGCAACCUGGUCAACCCAAUUCUUGCAAUGGAUGUUCAAACUACGUGGGGUAACCCACCCAACACUCCUAAACUGAUGGAUAAGAGCAUGACCGAAUCCAUUCAGAGCCGUGUGUGGAAGCCUCAAUUGGCGGAUCUGAGCGAGGAGUCUAACCAAGCUGGGGUUGAUCACUCACGCAUGGAGCUGCUUCAGCUGUCCGCUUUGUUGAUCAAGUAUCAUCAUUCGACUGUGCAGGACUCUCGCAAGGAUAUUAUCAAGUUUGCUUGGAACUACAUUCGUCUUGAGGAUAUAAUCAACAAGUACGGUGCCUACGUUCUCAUUAGUUACUUCAUCGCACAUUAUGAGACACCCUUCAAAAUUGUGAUCCAGGUUUAUGUUGCCUUGUUGAGAGCCCAUCAGAACGAGGGUCGGGCCUUGGUCACUCAGGCACUCGAUGUCUUGGCUCCCGUGCUUCCCACUCGAACUGCAGGAAACCAGGGACCAGAAGCACGCUAUCCCCUGUGGGCCAAAUGGCCCCGUCGCAUCUUGGCGGAGGAGACCGCCAAUUUGCAGCAGGUCAUGAGCAUCUUCCAGUUCUUGGUGCGGCAACCCAAUCUUUUCUACGAGUCACGGGAGCAUUUCGUGCCUCUUAUUGUUCCUUCUCUUGUGAAGAUUGCCGGUCCACCUAACACAUCAAACGACAGCAAGAAGCUGGCGCUGAAGCUCAUUGGCUUGGUAUGGCACUGGGAGGAGAAGCGAGCGCAGGCUGUAGAUGCGAACAGCACUGGACUUCUAGAGUCUCCAAACUCGAAGAAACGCAAGCUGGAAGAACCGCAGGACAUGGCGUCGCCCGCAUUAGGACCUCCACCCAGCCGCGGUGGAUCCAGUGAUUACACUGUCCCUGCCGAACUUCGUGCUGCUUUAAUCAAGUACCUCAUCUCGUUCAUAACUACCAUCCCUGAACGGUUCUUGGUUCCAGCUGCCGAAAUUCGCCAACUGCCCUCUGCCAAGCAGGCCCCCGCCGUGCCGACUGGUGACAUGGUCAACAAGGCAGUCAAUCUCCUCAGAAACCUUCUUUCGCCAGAAUACUGGGGAGACAUUGAUAUCGAUCUUUACCAGAAAGUAACGGAACCCAUUUUGGCAGGCGAGAAGGCGGAUAAACCAGAUGAGAAGCAUGUCACGGCUAUGGUGAACACACUUCAGGUUUUGCGUGUGCUGAUCGCAGCGAAGUCCAACGAAUGGAUUGCAGCUCGUCUCCCAGCCAUCCGGAAGCUUCUCGAGAAGCCACUGAAAUCCGAUAACCCGGAGAUCCAGGAUUGUCUUCAUGGCCUAGAAGAUGAGAUGGAUAUCUCUCCAAAGCUGCCACCUCCAGUUCGCCGUGUCCUGGAGGCUAUACCAGAUGAUGCACCAGACGACGAGGACGCAAUGGAUACUGACAGCGCUGGAUCUGAAUUUGCUACUUAUCUGUCUGCCAUUGCGACUGAAACACUUUCUGCUAGCAAUUACGUGUCAAGUCUGAACACGCUGUGGACACUUUCAAAGCACAAGCCUGCUGAGAUUGACGCGCACAUUCCUGCUGUCAUGAAGGCAUUCUCACAAAAGCUUGCCAAAGACCAUGUUGCGGCCUCAACUCCACAAACUGGUGCACAGCCGCAGAACGGCACCGCGAAGCCUGCGGAAGGUGUCCCAGACCAGCAAGAGUCUGAGAUCGGUGUCGACCUCAUUUUCAAGACGAUUGAGCUGAUAUCUGUCCGCAUGUCUCAUCUUGGAGACCAACGACGUCCAUUCUUGAGCGUGUUGGCCUCAAUAGUUGAACGCUCGCAGAAUAUCAAAUUAUGCAGCAAGGUUUUGGGCAUGGCAGAGUCAUGGAUUUUCCACUCCACUGAAUCGUGGCCGACCCUGAAGGAGAAAACAGCAGUCUUGCAUAAGAUGUUGCUGUUUGAGGCACGGCCGGAUCAGACCAUGUUGAAGAAGUUCCUUGAUCUUGUGAUCCGGAUAUACGAGGAUGCAAAGAUCACGCGUACUGAAUUGACCGUCAGGUUGGAACAUGCUUUCUUGAUUGGAACAAGGGCACAAGAUGUUGAAAUGCGUAACCGAUUCAUGAACAUUUUCGACCGCAGUUUAACUCGCUUGGCAGCCUCACGAUUGAGUUAUGUGCUCACUUGUCAAAACUGGGAUACUCUUGCGGACUCUUUCUGGCUGGCCCAGGCCUCGCAUUUGGUUCUUGGUUGUGUGGAUAUGAACGCUACUGCCCGCCUGCACCAAGACGACUUCAAAUUGUACCCAAUGUCCUUCCUUUUCGCUGCGGGCGAAAAAGAUCCAAGAAAGUUGGAUAUUAUGGUAGACAACCAGUUGGAAAACUUUGUUGCUGAACGCAAGCGUUUCAUGUCAGAGGUUGGUGAUGUGAAGGUCCGUGAUUUGAUCGAGCCUCUAUGUCAGCUUCAGCACACCGAUCCGAACGUUUCUUACAAACUCUGGACCACACUCUUCCCCAUCUAUUGGUCGACAUUGUCUAAGGACGAUCGGAUUGACCUAGAGAAGGGAAUGGUCACAUUGCUCACUCGAGAGUACCACCAGAGGCAAUUGGACAAACGCCCCAACGUCAUCCAAGCUCUGCUGGAAGGUGUUGUGCGUGCCCGUCCCCGGUUCAAGGUUCCUCCCCAUGUCAUGAAAUACCUCAGCCGUACCUACGAUGCCUGGUAUACUGCAGCUACCUACUUGGAGGAAAGUGCCAUUAACCCCAUCAUUGAUACCCCUACUGUUCGCGAGAGCAAUCUCGAUGCUCUUGUUGAAGUCUAUGCUGGCCUCCAGGAGGAUGAUUUCUUCUAUGGUACAUGGCGACGCCGUUGCAAGUUUGUUGAAACCAAUGCAGCCCUUUCUUAUGAGCAGCAGGGCAUGUGGGAUAAAUCUCAACAGCUCUACGAGAACGCGCAAAUCAAAGCUCGCUCUGGAGCUAUGCCGUUUUCCCAAGGUGAAUAUUUCGUAUGGGAAGAUCAUUGGUUGAUUUGCGCCCAGAAGCUCCAGCAGUGGGAAAUUCUUAGUGAUUUUGCCAAGCACGAGAACUUGAAUGACCUUCUGCUUGAGGCCGCCUGGAGAAAUAUUGAAAACUGGCAGAGCGAGGGUAAUCGCGAACAACUAGAAUCUCUCAUCAAGUCUGUUUCUGAUGCUCCCACUCCGCGACGCACUUUCUUCCAGGCUUUCAUGGCUCUCCUUCAAUACCAUACCAAAAAAGAGAACAUGCAAGACUUCAACAGUGUGUGUGACGAAUCUAUCCAACUAUCUAUUCGCAAGUGGCUGCAAUUGCCUAAGCGCAUUACCAAUGCCCACAUUCCCAUUUUGCAACACUUCCAGUUGCUUGUUGAGUUACACGAUGCUAGUCACAUCUGUGGCAGCUUGGCUCAGACCAAUGAGCGAAACCUGGAUACCAAGUCCGCGGAGCUGAAGCUUCUCUUGGGUACCUGGCGGGACCGGUUGCCCAAUUUGUGGGACGACAUCAAUACCUGGCAAGAUCUUGUUACCUGGCGCCAGCACAUCUUCCAACUUAUCAAUGGAACCUACCUCAGCCUUCUCCCUCCCCAGACGAACAAUGUCGCCAGCAACUCCUACGCUUACCGUGGAUACCACGAGACCGCCUGGAUCAUCAAUCGCUUUGCCCACGUCGCCCGCAAGCAUCAAAUGCCUGAAGUCUGCAUCAAUCAGCUGAGCCGAAUCUACACCCUGCCAAACAUCGAAAUUCAAGAGGCGUUCCUCAAGCUGCGUGAGCAGGCCAAGUGUCAUUACCAGAACCCAAAGGAACUCAACAGUGGAUUGGAUGUUAUCAACAACACCAAUCUCAACUACUUCGGUCCUCAGCAGAAGGCUGAAUUCUAUACUCUGAAGGGCAUGUUCCUCGCGAAACUUGAUCAUGUUAACGAGGCCAACGAAGCAUUCGGUGUUGCUCUCUAUUAUGACCUGCGUCUCGCAAAGGCUUGGUCUGAGUGGGGACAGUACAGCGACCAGCGUUUCAAGGCAGACCCCACAGACUACGAGCUGGCUAGUAAUGCGGUCAGCUGCUAUCUGGAGGCAGCUGGUCUUUACAAGAAUGCGAAAUCGCGCAAGCUGCUCAGCCGCAUCUUGUGGCUCCUGAGCUUGGAUAAUGAUGAAGGACAGAUUGCAAGUGCUUUUGAGAACUUCAAGGGAGACACGCCAGUCUGGUACUGGAUUACGUUUAUUCCUCAGCUGCUUACAAGCUUGUCUCAUCGCGAAGCACGCCUUUGCAAGGCUGUUCUUGUGAAGAUUGCCAAGUUAUACCCGCAAGCUCUUUUCUUCUUACUUCGCACCAACAGAGAAGACAUGUUGAGCAUCAAGAAGCAGCAUGACCAGAAGCAGGAGAAGCUCAAUCGUAACAAGCCACAGCAACAGCAGUCAUCAUCACCGAGUCAAAAGCCUGCUACAAAUGGCGACGCAUCCCCUGCGCAGAAGCCCCCAACAAGUGUGCCAGCCGCCAGUGCUUCUCCAGCCAACCAGGCCGUAAACCUUGCAGCAGCUCAAUCACCUGCUCAAAACCAGUCUGCCCAGCAGUCACCGGCUCAACCUCCAAGCCAGUUGCAAGCGUCUCCGCUUCAAAACUCUACUCCUGGGCAACCGCAGGCUCUUCAGCAGCCGCAAGGACCGCAAGGGCACUUGCAAGUUCCAGGCCAGAAUGGAAUUCCGCAGCAAGGUGCACCUGGCGCCGAGCUCGAGAAGGAGCCCCUCAAGAAGCCUUGGGAAUACUCGGAUGAAAUCAUGUCUGGCCUCAAGACAGCGUUCCCCUUGCUUGCUCUGUCUAUGGAGACGAUGGUCGACCAGAUCCACAAGAACUUCAAGUGCCCCCCAGACGAGGACGCUUACCGCCUGAUUGUUGCUCUCCUCAAUGAUGGACUGGCCUACGUUGGACGCAUGCCUGUGUCAUACGCGCAGGACUUCAAACUGCCCACCGCGACAGAAGCCAACAUCACUAGGUUUGCAGAGACGAUUCUUCCUGCGCAUAUCCGUAAGUCGUUUGAGGCGGACUUUGUCGUCAAGAAGCCUACCAUGCACGAGUACAUUCACAAGCUGCGUCGCUGGCGUGACAAGUUCGAAGAGAAGCUGGACCGCCGCGCUCAGGGCGGAAACCUUGAGAAUUACUCCCCACAUCUUAGCGAGUUCCGUUUCCUCAAGUUUGACGAAGUUGAAGUUCCUGGACAGUACCUGCAACACAAAGACAAGAACCAGGACUUCGUCCGCAUCGAUCGAUUCCUUCCCGAUGUGGAUCUUGUCCGCGGUAUUGGUGUCUGCCAUCGCCGCCUCAAGAUUCGUGGACACGAUGGUAGCGUCCAUAAUUUCGCUGUCCAGCACCCCGCAGCACGUCACUGCCGUCGCGAGGAGCGCAUCCUUCAGCUGUUCCGAAUUUUCAAUGGAUUGUUGGCCAAGCGCAAGGAAAGCCGACGCCGUAACCUCUAUUUCCACCUGCCCCUUAUGGUUCCCCUGGCGCCGCAUAUCCGCCUGGUUUUGGAUGACACCUCGUAUAUUUCCAUGCAGGGUAUCUAUGAGGAUUACUGCCGACGUGUUGGCAUUAACAAGGAUGAGCCAGUGCUUUUCACGAUGGACCGAAUGCGGUCCGUGCACGAGACAAAGCAGAAUCGCACACCCGAUCAAGUUCAGGUUGUUCGUACCGAGAUCUUGACUGCCAUUCAGGACAAGUGGGUGCCCAGUACCGUGGUCUUGGAGUACUUCCAGCACAGUUACCCCAACUUCGCAGACUUCUGGUUGUUCCGACGCCAGUUCGCCUAUCAGUACGCUGCGGUUGCUUUCAUGACCUAUGUCAUGCAUAUCGGCAACCGUUACCCUAACAAGAUCUUGGUUUCGCGCUCGUCGGGCGAUAUCUGGGGUGCAGAAUUGAUUCCUACCAUCAACCCUGCCAAGGCAAUUUUCUACAACCCAGAGCAGGUACCAUUCCGCUUCACGCCCAACAUUCAAACUUUGUUAGGCCCCAUCGCCACGGAAGGUGUGUUUGCUUGUGCAAUGAUGGCAAUUUCGCGCUGCUUGACGGAGCCACGCCACGAGUUGGAGCAACAGCUCAGUAUUUUCGUGCGCGAUGAGAUGAUGUUCUGGGCUACUGCUCAGCACCGGGGCAGUCUCCCUGUGCCCCAGCUCCGCGAGCUGGUUAAUAACAACAGUGAGAUCAUUGUCAACCGUGCUGUCAGCCUUGCCAGCCCGCCUGAGGGUAAUCUGCCUGCCAACCAAACUACGAUCGAUUUGAUCUCCAAGGCAGUCAACCCCCAGCAUCUGGCAUCUUGCGAUGCGUUGUGGAUGCCAUACCUCUAA